This is a messenger RNA of Eimeria tenella, 4209 nucleotides long. RefSeq lists its product as uncharacterized. Lineage: Eukaryota; Apicomplexa; Conoidasida; Eucoccidiorida; Eimeriidae. Bases 1 to 4209 code for a protein of 1402 amino acids. The transcript has a single exon. Gene Ontology annotation, biological process: dephosphorylation. Gene Ontology annotation, molecular function: phosphatase activity. The record is from RefSeq and is a predicted model, not a curated record.
AUGAUGACCGAAGAGACAGAGCCGACGCCAACGGCGGCGGGCGCGGAGGCGACGGCCGUCUCUGACAAAAAAAAGAGGAAGUCCUCAAAGACACCCUCCAAGAAGCAGUCCUCAUCGUCCUCCAAGUCGAAGUCAGCCAAGUCCAAGAGUUCCAGCAGCAAGAGCAAGGACAGCAGCGCCAGCAAAAACAAGUCCGCGACUGCAGCGGAGAAGCAGCAGCUGCCGGAUGAAGUUCCGAAGGAGGACUCACAGCCAGACACGCAGACUCAGGAGAAGCCAGAGACCGUGCAGACAGCGGGAGUGACGGAGAUACCGCAGCAGGACGUUGACACAGAGCAGCAGCAAGGGGAUCAUAGAGUGCCACCCGUGGAAAACGAUGGAGAGGCCCCGAGGGAACCCCACGAGGGCACCGGGGCAGAGGGAGCUGCGCAAGAUGCAGACCCGCAGGAGCCAGAGACAAUAGUUUCCAACAAUCAGCAUCUAGAACAAGAAGAGAAGCCCCCGUGCGAGAAAGCACCAACAGAAAAGCAGGAGGAGGGGGCCCCAGCGAAGCGCAGUGCAAAUCCUGAACUGCGGCACUCGCCAGCCAAGAGGCAGCACAGCGCAGUGGAGGAGCCUUCGUCCAUACUAGAGUACUUUCCCCGAACUUCAAACAACGGGACUUGUGGCGGCCCGUGGCGGAGUUCCCCAUUUUGCAGCUGGCUGCACGACACAGUGGGCUGCACCUGCAGGCGGGAGGCUGGGGGGCCUCUGCCUGAAAAGUGGUCAACUUAUUCAGAUUUUUUCGCCGCUGUGGACAUCAGAGAUACUGCAGGGAAGAAGGAGAGCGGCGCGCUUCCUGCGGCGGAGCCGAAGGAGGCCCAGGCUGGGGAGGAUCCGAAGCAGCAGCAGCAGCACUGCGAGGAAUCGGAGAAUGACGGAGUUGCUUCCGCGCCUUUCGUUUCCCCAAACCCUCUCAUGGUCGACAAACUACUCGUUCUGCCAUGCAAGACUUUCCUUUCUGCUGCUUUCGCCCCGCAGCUCUUCCGCUGCCGCCCCUUCUCCCCCAUAGGCCUGCAGGAGCAGUUCGACGGCGCGCAGCGCCGCCGAGCAGGAUUGGGCCGAAGAGGCUCUCGCUUGGCUGCUGCAGCACAGCAUCAGAGGGCAGAAGCGGCAGCAGCUGCUGCGGACCAGACCAGUGCGGGAGCGAACGACAAGCAGGAGGACGGGCAGCAGCAAAGCAACAGUCAAGAGGGAAAGGAGCAGCAGCAGCCUCCUGCUCGGCGCGUCCCAUCGUUCGGCUUCGAGUGUCUGAUAGACGAAGGGCGCAUGCGCAUUCUUUCAGUUGUCAAUUUGUGCUUGACAGAAAGGCAUUAUGAGCCCCAGCUGCUGAGGCGAGACGGAGUUAGUGUGUUCUGGCACAAGAGCCAAGGCGGGGGGGAAGUUCCCACGGAGGAGAGCGUGGUGCUGUAUUUCAAGUUGCUGGCCAUGCUGACAAUGCAAGGUGUACGUACAGCUGAGCAGUGGGCAGCGGCAGCCGAGUGCGCCUCAUGCAACUCGGGGGCCCCAAAGGGGCCCCCGGGAGAAGCAGCAGGCCGGGGAUCGGGGAGCAGCGCAUGCACGUGUCCUUGGAGGUUCACAGUUGUCACCCACUGCACCCACGGACUGAACAGGACAGGCUACAUGGUGUGUGCGCUGCUGAUGGCGCUGCUGGGGCUGUCUGCUGCAGAGGCGCAGCGCGUGUUUGCUGUUGCCCGAGGGCACGCGAUCCCGCGUGAAGAGAUUCACGCGGCGCUGCAGCAGCUGGAAAAAGAUGGCAGUUUGGAGCGGCUGAGGGCGGCGCUCGUGGCUCCCGAGCUGGACCCCGUCUUUGCACAGAAUGCCGCGGCGGAUGGAGUUGACCUCCAGAAGGGCAGUUGUCUCAUUCGUGUGGCUCCAGAUCGAGCUGUGGGAGAAGCAGCAACAGUUGCCAACACGGAACGGACCAUGCCGAUUUUGGAGGGCUUCAGAAAGAGCCUCGUGUCGUACAGGGAAUCCGAGAGACAGAGACUCGUCAGGGCGAAACAGCCGCCCCAGAAACAGCAGCAGCAGCAACAGCAGCAGCAGCAGCAGCAGGAAGCGAAGGAGGAGGGACUGAAGAGUGAGGGGAGUGGGCCAGCGGCGGCAGAGGUGGAGGGUGUUGAGGCGAAGAAGGAAACUGCUAUGAAGAAGGAAGAAGCAGCGGGAGAAGCAGCAGCAGCAGCAGCAGCAGCAGCAGUGGACACCCCGGAGGUGGCCUUAACGGAAGAAGAACUGAAGCAGCUCCCUGAGCUUCCAGAAACCAUGCCAAACAACGGCAUAGUGCUAUUUGGUCCUCUUUCAAAUGCGCUGCUUGCGCCUGAAGAACUACUUGUGUACUUAAUGGACCUCCGGCCCAAUGUGCGCAUCUGCGACUACAGAGUGUUGGUCACGGACAACGUGAAUGAACACCUGAAGUACCCACAGGCCAUCAGGAAAGGUUUCAAGAAGAAGAGGAGGGUGGGCGUUUCCUUGAAGGCGCCUGGACAGAAACAAGAUGCAGAGCAGCAGCAAGAAGAGCAGCAGCAGGAGCAGCGGGAGGAGCAGCCAGAGGCGGAGGAGCAGCAGGAGCAGCAGCAGCAGGAGAUGGCGGAUGAAAAGAAAGAAGGCGACAAAAGCGGCAGCAGCCCAAAGAAGCCCUUGGAGUUUCACUAUGUGCUCUAUGUCCAGGCCGCUGAUCCAUUUUCCUUUGAGACUUUGCUGACCACGGAGUUGGUUUCUCUUCGUCGUCAGCCUCUCCAGGCCUUCACUCUGGACUUCUUGCCGUAUCUGUUGGCGAGGGGAAAGGAGUUGGAUGCUGCUUUUGUUAGUUGGUCUAUUCAGCAUCCGCCGAGGCCUAAGAGAGUGCCUCCUGCUUUCCCGAUGCCUGGGAUGCCCCCCUUCCCCGUCCCAGGCUUUGGGGGGCCCCUCCCCCCUCCACAUGCCUUAGGUUUUGGAGGACAGGGUGGUCCCGGCAAGGGCUCUCAGGAGAAUAUGCCCUUCGGGGGCUUUGCCCGUAGUAAUGGCAGAAUGGGUGGCAGUAGGAUGGACGAAUUUGGCCGGAAAAAUAUGCGGGGGGGCCCCCCGCCUCCGUUCAUGGGGGGAAACCAGUGGGGUGGGGGCCCCCCUCCACCCCCGCCCCCUCCACCGCAAGCUUCGGGCCCCUGGAAGGGCGCUGGCCCUGAGGGCCCCCCGGGGCGGUUCCCGAGGGGUGGGGGAGAGAUGGAAGGCAGCAGGGGGCCCCCUCAAGAGGCCUACCGGCCCUUUGAAGAGAGGGGCGGUCCGAACUCCGCGCGGCAUGGGCCCCCACGAGAUUUUUAUGAUGCAGUUAAGCAGAAGUCGCCUGCUCCUUUGCCUUCAGGGGGCCCCUGGGCUCCCUCAGCUUCUAAAGGGUGGGGCUUCGGUGGGGCCUCCUCCAGCGAGCGAGCCGCGUUUGGAGGCGGCUCGCCCUCGUUCCAACAGGCGAAAGAUAGUGGGGGCCGAGGCCCGUGGGGAGCGGGCAGCUGGGAGAACAGAGGAGCAGCAGGGCCAUCUGGAGGGUGGGGCCAGGGAGCUCUCGAAGGCCAGAGAUCCUCCAAGCGCCCCAAGCCUGGCUUUGAAGGCAGCUACGGCUCGGAUUGGAGUGGUGGGGCCCCUAUGGGGGAUUCCCGUGGAGAGGGUCCCUGUGACUGGGGCUACCACGGAAGGUCUUCCAGGGGCCCCGUCAUGCCCGGUCAUGAAGGUUACUGUGGAUCCCGUGGUGGGGAGGGCCAAGGAGAUGCUGCAUUCCGGGAGGGUCACUCUCUCCCCUUCAACAGUCAACCGGAGGGCCAGUACGGGGCCCCCAGGGGAGGGAGUAUGGGCCCCCCGCAGCAGCAGCAAGCCUGCAAUAGCUUCUCCCCCAGCUCCAUGCAGCAGCAGCCAGGAGGGAAUGCACUGCCUUACUCGGGUGGCACCCCAUAUCAGCAGGUUGGGGCCACUGACUAUGGUGCGGGACAGCCGCCAGCUUAUCAGCAACAGAAUCAGCAGGGGUACAAUAUGUAUCCACCGCAGCAGCAACAGCAGCAAGAGCCUGUUCCUGCGUACGUGAUGCAACUGCUGCAGCAGCAAGCAGCACAGAGAGGGGCCUCUGUUGACCCCCAAGUGCUGGCGCAGUUGUACACGCAGUACUAUCAGUCCUUCUUGAGUUCCAUGUCGAAUUCAUCGGGCAGUUAG